CAGGAGCUUUGCCUGCUGCCACCGCUGCCUCCAUCGCCUUCACUAGCGCUGCAGCCGCAGCCAAGGCCGCUACAAGAGCGCAGAGAGCAGGCGAGGAGCGGCUGGCGGGGGGGUGCCAGGCGCAGGGCGCACACCUGGUUUUGAAGAUCAUGAUCACAUGGAUGCAUCUAAUUAAAUUGUAUUUGGGAACAUGGUAGUCCUUUAGAGAGCACAUCUAAAUUUCUGGCUAAUUCUCUGGCUUGCCGCUCAACAUAGGACAUUGUUUGAUUUUAUCCAUCAGAACUCUCCUCAUUUUGCUCACCAUGCUGUCUUUAUUAGCUUGAACCCCUUUCCUAAAAUGGUCCUUCUGUUGAUUCUGACAGUCCUGCUUUUGAAAGAAGAUGUCCGUGGGAGUGCACAGUCCAGUGAAAGGAGGGUGGUGGCCCACAUGCCAGGAGACAUCAUUAUUGGAGCUCUCUUUUCUGUCCACCACCAGCCCACCGUGGACAAAGUUCACGAGAGGAAGUGUGGGGCAGUCCGUGAACAGUAUGGCAUUCAGAGAGUGGAGGCCAUGCUGCACACCUUGGAGAGGAUCAACUCAGACCCCACGCUCUUGCCCAACAUCACGCUGGGCUGUGAGAUAAGGGAUUCCUGCUGGCACUCAGCUGUGGCCCUAGAGCAGAGCAUUGAGUUCAUAAGGGACUCCCUCAUUUCUUCAGAAGAGGAAGAGGGCUUGGUGCGCUGUGUGGAUGGCUCCUCCUCUUCCUUCCGCUCCAAGAAGCCCAUAGUAGGGGUCAUUGGGCCUGGCUCCAGUUCUGUCGCCAUUCAGGUCCAGAAUUUGCUCCAACUUUUCAACAUACCUCAGAUUGCUUACUCGGCAACAAGCAUGGAUCUAAGUGAUAAGACUUUGUUCAAGUACUUCAUGAGGGUUGUGCCUUCAGAUGCCCAACAAGCACGGGCCAUGGUGGACAUAGUGAAGAGAUACAACUGGACCUAUGUAUCGGCAGUGCACACUGAGGGCAACUAUGGAGAAAGCGGGAUGGAGGCUUUCAAAGAUAUGUCAGCCAAGGAAGGGAUUUGCAUCGCCCACUCUUACAAAAUCUAUAGCAAUGCUGGGGAGCAGAGCUUCGACAAGCUGCUGAAGAAGCUCAGGAGCCACCUGCCCAAGGCCCGGGUGGUAGCCUGCUUCUGUGAGGGCAUGACGGUGAGGGGUCUGCUCAUGGCCAUGAGGCGCCUGGGUCUAGCGGGAGAAUUUCUGCUUUUGGGCAGUGACGGCUGGGCUGACAGGUACGAUGUGACAGAUGGAUAUCAGCGAGAAGCUGUUGGUGGAAUCACAAUCAAGCUCCAGUCUCCCGAUGUCAAGUGGUUUGAUGAUUAUUAUUUGAAGCUCCGGCCAGAAACAAACCACCGAAACCCUUGGUUCCAAGAAUUUUGGCAGCAUCGUUUUCAGUGUCGGCUGGAAGGGUUUGCACAAGAGAACAGCAAAUACAACAAGACUUGCAAUAGUUCUCUGACUCUGAGAACACAUCAUGUUCAAGAUUCCAAAAUGGGAUUUGUGAUCAACGCGAUUUAUUCCAUGGCCUACGGACUCCACAACAUGCAGACUUCCCUCUGCCCAGGCUAUGCUGGCCUCUGUGACGCAAUGAAGCCAAUCGAUGGCCGGAAACUUUUGGAUUCUCUGAUGAAAACCAAUUUUACUGGGGUUUCUGGGGAUAUGAUCCUGUUUGAUGAGAAUGGAGACUCUCCAGGAAGGUAUGAAAUCAUGAAUUUCAAGGAAAUGGGAAAAGAUUAUUUUGAUUACAUCAACGUUGGAAGCUGGGACAAUGGAGAAUUAAAAAUGGAUGAUGAUGAAGUAUGGUCCAAGAAAAGCCACAUCAUCAGAUCAGUGUGCAGUGAACCAUGUGAGAAAGGCCAGAUAAAGGUGAUCCGGAAGGGAGAAGUCAGCUGUUGUUGGACCUGUACACCUUGUAAAGAGAAUGAGUAUGUUUUCGAUGAGUACACCUGCAAAGCGUGCCAGCUGGGGUCCUGGCCCACUGAUGACCUUACAGGUUGUGAUUUGAUCCCAGUGCAGUAUCUUCGCUGGGGUGACCCUGAGCCCAUUGCAGCUGUGGUGUUUGCCUGCCUUGGCCUGCUGGCUACCCUGUUUGUUACUGUGGUCUUCAUCAUUUACCGUGACACACCAGUAGUGAAGUCCUCUAGCAGGGAACUCUGCUACAUUAUCCUUGCUGGCAUCUGCCUGGGCUACUUAUGUACCUUCUGCCUCAUUGCAAAGCCCAAACAGAUAUAUUGCUACCUUCAGAGAAUUGGCAUUGGUCUCUCCCCAGCCAUGAGCUACUCAGCCCUGGUAACCAAGACUAACCGUAUUGCCAGGAUCCUGGCUGGCAGCAAGAAGAAGAUCUGUACCAAAAAGCCCAGAUUCAUGAGUGCCUGUGCCCAGCUAGUGAUUGCUUUCAUUCUCAUAUGCAUCCAAUUGGGCAUCAUCGUUGCCCUCUUCAUAAUGGAGCCCCCUGAUAUAAUGCAUGACUACCCAAGCAUCCGGGAAGUCUACCUGAUUUGCAACACCACCAACCUAGGAGUUGUCACUCCUCUCGGAUACAAUGGAUUGUUGAUUCUAAGCUGCACCUUCUAUGCGUUCAAGACCAGAAAUGUUCCAGCUAAUUUCAAUGAGGCCAAGUAUAUCGCCUUCACAAUGUAUACCACCUGCAUUAUAUGGCUGGCCUUUGUGCCAAUCUACUUUGGCAGCAACUACAAAAUCAUCACCAUGUGUUUUUCGGUCAGCCUCAGUGCCACUGUGGCGCUGGGUUGCAUGUUUGUGCCAAAGGUGUACAUCAUCCUGGCCAAACCAGAGAGAAACGUGCGCAGCGCCUUCACCACGUCCACUGUAGUGCGCAUGCAUGUGGGGGAUGGCAAGUCCUCCUCUGCAGCCAGCAGGUCCAGCAGCCUCGUCAACCUAUGGAAGAGGAGGGGCUCCUCUGGGGAAACCCUAAGGUACAAAGACAGGAGACUGGCCCAGCACAAGUCGGAAAUAGAGUGUUUCACCCCCAAAGGGAGUAUGGGGAAUGGUGGGAGAGCAACAAUGAGCAGCUCCAAUGGAAAAUCCGUCACGUGGGCCCAAAACGAGAAGAGCAGCCGGGGGCAGCACCUGUGGCAGCGGCUGUCCAUUCACAUCAACAAGAAAGAGAACCCCAACCAAACAGCCGUCAUCAAGCCCUUCCCCAAGAGUACUGGGAGCCUGGGAGCCAGCGGCGCUGCUGUGGGCGUGGGCGUGAGCGCCGGGGCCGCGGGGGCUGCUGGAGCCGGCCCCGCCGGGCCUGAGCCCCCAGACGCCAGCCCCAAGGCUCUGUACGACGUGGCGGAGGCCGAGGAGCACUUCCCCGCGCCCGCACGGCCGCGCUCGCCGUCGCCGAUCAGCACGCUGAGCCGCCGCGCGGGCUCGGCCAGCCGCACCGACGACGACGUGCCGUCGCUGCACUCGGAGCCCGCGGCGCGCAGCAGCUCCUCGCAGGGCUCGCUCAUGGAGCAGAUCAGUAGCGUUGUGACCCGCUUCACGGCCAACAUCAGCGAGCUCAACUCCAUGAUGCUGUCCUCCGCGGCUCCCGGUCCCGGCGUGGGCGCCCCGCUCUGUUCGUCCUACCUGAUCCCCAAAGAGAUCCAGCUGCCCACAACCAUGACGACGUUCGCGGAAAUCCAACCUCUGCCUGCGAUCGAGGUCACCGGCGGCGCGCAGGCCGCGGCUGGGACCCCGCCAGCAGGGGGCGCUGCCCGGGAAACGCCGGCGGCCGGGCCCGAGGCUGCGGCCGGCAAGCCGGACCUGGAGGAGCUGGUGGCCCUCACCCCGCCGUCCCCCUUCAGAGACUCGGUGGACUCGGGAAGUACAACCCCCAACUCACCAGUGUCCGAGUCGGCCCUCUGUAUCCCAUCGUCUCCCAAAUAUGACACACUUAUCAUAAGAGAUUACACUCAGAGCUCAUCGUCGUUGUGAACGUCACUGGAAACCGCGCUGGGUUCCGCGUGCAAAGCCGAGACCUCCGGUGUUCACACUGACAGUGACAAGCACGGUCACCUAGUUAAGAGCCGAGGUCACCUGGUUAAGACCCGAGGUGGGAGAUACCGAGUACACCGGUAAUGGAAACAUGAGAUUAAUAGUGCUAUUUAUGGACAACCGACGAAGACAACUACAAAUCUUUUGGCAGAUUUUCUUCUAGUGGCCUUAGAAAACAUGGGCUUUUAAGAACAUUGCUUAUAUUUUUGAGGGCUGACAAGGAGUCUGUUAAACCAGUUGCAUACCAAGUGCUUUGCGCUAGGAAAGCAGGGAGUGUGAAACAGUAUAAUGGAGGGCGGGGAAGGCAUCGUUAAUAAGCAACUGUAACAAGUUUUGUUUACUUUAAUUCUUUUCCCAGAAGAUUCUUUGAUUCACCAAACAUGAAUGUACAUUUUCUAACAAACUCAAAAUCUGGGACCAAAACGUCAACCUUUCUUCUUCUUUUUUUUUUCUUUCCUUUUUCUUUUUCUUUUUUCCUUUUCGUGAAGAUCUUGAAAACCAGUAACUUGGACCCGGUAUUUACUGUGGUGUUAUUGUGAGUGUAUCCCAUGCCUAAUACACAACUGGAUAGUGAGUGCUGCGCUAAUGUACCUGGAGCUUUUACUGGGGACUUUCCGAGUUGGUUGUGAAAUCCUCUUCCAAAAGCCUACAUCCGGGAUUCCGCCUAGUUAUUUCAGAUCCACCUCCACUAAUCAUGAAAACCAGUGGAAGAUUUCUUGACUAUUUCACCAUGUUGCCAAUCAAUACUGGAGUAGCAAAAAACAAAACAAAACAAAACAAAACAAAUUCUGGAAUACUGUUUCGUAAUUCCCUUGCAGGGGUGCAUUGUGUAGCUGGAAAUUCUCUUUGUAUUAAUAAUUCUUGAGCUCCAGCCCAGCUAUCUCCUUCAUAAAACGUGGCCACUCCUCCUUGUGAAUGCUGUUCCGUUAGUAUUUCCAGCUAAAAAUAUUAAAAUCUGCAUUUGGGCUUCUUCAUUCCUUUCUUUUGAGAACCUGAUGCACAAGGAACUCCUCUUUUUGGGUCCCACCACUGGAAGAGUGGUCCAUAAACCCAAUGAAGACAUUGUCAUGAUUGGAAUGACUGUCGUUGAAAGAAUUAACACAAUCUUAACACACUGGAAAUUUUAAACUGUGUCAAGUCGGCUUAGCAGAUAUUUAGCUAUGCUAGUGAACAGUGAUUUUAACUUUUCUUGGCUGCUUAAACAAGGCAGCUAUGAACUAUGACAAAUGUAGAUUUUUUCAAAGCAAUACAGAAUAUUAAAACAGGGGAACCUUAAUGAAUAUAAACCACACAAUCUUUCUUAGCCAUUCCAAAAAGAGGCAAAGCAAUUAUUCAUAUUUUCCUUUUUAAAGUAAUUAUCAGUAUGAUUUUGUGCACUUCAUACUGUCACUUUUUAAAAUACUGCAGGAAAGAGAUUUCAAGUCAUAAUUGAAAUACAUGUGCUUUGACAGGCUCAUGGACGUAGACCAAGCUCAAGACCUACAUCCACUGUCAUUUCUUUCUUCCUCCCAUUACAGCUAUCCUCAGGUGCCAAAUUUUUUGUUUUUUAAAUAAGGAUAGUAAUAAAAGGAGGAGGUGUCCUAAAAAUUUAAAGUUGAGUUGACCCAGCCUUACACUAAAGAUAGCCUUAUGAGAACAAUUUCCUGUGAGGCAGAGUAUGAUUCUAGCAGAGAGAAAAAUAAAUAAAAACUUUUUCUUUUAGCUCGAUUUCCUUAUUUUUGGCAUGAAUUUUUCAUUCACAUCUAUUUAAAAAUAGCAAUUGAGAAAUGGAAAUGUAUACAUUGGCACAAUUUAGCAUUUUGCACUUCUUAAACUUCUAAUAAAUAUACUGCUUGUUGACCUUCCUUUCCUGAUAUCUCUACUUAUAUAAAUAUUAAAUCAAAUCUCCCAACAUAAAACAUUAAAAGCUGGCAUUACUCUGCUAAAAUAUCAAUUUUUGAAAAAUCAAACUUCCCAUGAUGGAAAAUAAUAUCAUCAGAACACCCUUAUCCCAAAUAUUAUAAGACUCUUGAAACAGAGGUGAAAUCUAGCAAAGUUUCACUAGAAGCAAAUGGUUCAUUAGAAGCAAAUACAUGUAUCUUCCUGAAAAACAAAGCCAAAUAUUUUGAAAUACCAAUACUCCUGGAUCCUCAUCAAAAAGUGGCUUUCAUCUAGGAAUUACUGUCUUGAGUUAUUAGGCAUUGAAACCUUUCUAAAUAUGCUCUACUAUCCAAGUUUUAAAUCUUGUUUCAUAAAAUCCUUCUUUUGAUUUCCAAUUCAUUCUCCAGUACAGUGUUUCACUCUAUUAAUCAAUAGAGCAUUUUUUAAAACUUUCUCUACAAGCAAAUUCCUUUUCUAAUUUUUAGUAGCAUAUUUCUUUCAAAAGAACACUACCUUAUGAGAGUAUUCAUUAGAAUUAUAAUUUAAUGCAAAUGAAUUGCUAUCUGAUAAUUCCUUAUGAAAGCAUAAUCAACUAUAAUAUGAAAGAUAAUUUAUCCAACUAGAGGAGAACAAGAUGUAUUUUUGUGUGUAUUUCUAUAAUCUUUGCCACUACAUUGAAUACAUUGUAAAAAGGACAGCAUAUUGUUAAGUAAUACAUUCUUGAGGUAUUUCAUUUUUGGAAUGAUGAUAACUCUGUCUCUUUACCAAUUCUAAUACCAGGUUCCAAGUAACGAAAUACAAUACAAAGAGAACUGAAUAUCCAUUCAUUCUAGGGCUAGGAUAUCAAUGUCACAAUUCAUUUAGGUACUUAUUCUUGUUGAAUUUCCUUGAAAAUAAUCUAUUCCUGGUGCCCAGUGAUAAUUCAGUCGGGACCAGCAUGACAACAAGGAAGGGAAAUUACAGUGAAAUACUAAGGCUCAGAAAAGUGACCCUAAAGGAUAGUUUGGUCCCAGGGUGAAAGAGAGAAGAGCUGUGUGAUCAAGUAAUGCUGACUAUCUAGGCAGUCCACUCAUCCGUCUAUUUUGGAAGAGAAGUGGGGCAGCCUGAGAAGACCAUAUGUGUUUUGAAAAGAACCCUCUUUCUGGGCUAGGGGUGGGGAACAGAGUAGGAGAAAAAUCAUAUAAGAUUUGACUGAAGCAAGGCAGAAAAGAAAAUCCCCAAAUAUGCUAAUUCUUGAUAGGAACAGUCUUUCCCAAGCUACUCUGUCCAGCAAGUGAUCAGAAAGACUAGGGAUUAUUCCUGACUAAAUGAAUUGUAUAAUGGCUCUGCUGCAGUUCUGUGACUUCCAAACCAGGAAUUAAACACUUUUUAUGAAAAAAACAAAAAACACUUCCUAUGCUAGUCUCUCAGCAAAAUGUACAUGUUUUGGAGGCUUUCAAAGGUAUUAACUGAGUUCACAUUUAGCAACAGCUUAUUAAUAACCCUCAAGCUGUCUGAAUCUCUAUAGUUAACAUUUACAAUUUUAUACUGUGAAAAAAUACAGAUCAGUGAAAGCAUAAAGAUGAAUCAGAACUCAUUCUGACGAGGGACUGGGGCCUGAGAGAACUCUCUACUGUCUAUUGACGAAUGAGGCAUGUAUAAAAAUAGUUGGCUGAAUUUCACUGAUCUUCCCAAUGUGAAAAAAUAUACUAUGUAUAUUGUGUGUAUUUCUAGAAUUCAAUGGCAGCUGCUGGUGGUGUUGUAAUUAGAAAUCUAUAUAGAAUAUAGAUAUUUUAGAGAGACGGUACCAAUCCUAAAAGAUUUGUGUGGGCUACAAGUGCUUGUACUAACUUUUUUCUGCACUUUUAACUGAUUUGGUUUAAAAAUUGUGUGCGUGUAUCUUUUUUUUUCUGUUGUUGCAGCUUGUAUUAUUAAAACAAUAGAGAAUGUUAAAUUAUUUUGAUGUGAAUUGCAAAUGAUUUUUUCAUAAAGUUUAACAUUUUUAUCAGCA
Choloepus didactylus (southern two-toed sloth) is the source of this 7871-nucleotide messenger RNA. RefSeq names its product glutamate metabotropic receptor 5 (gene GRM5). Gene Ontology annotation, biological process: regulation of synaptic transmission, glutamatergic; trans-synaptic signaling by endocannabinoid, modulating synaptic transmission; G protein-coupled glutamate receptor signaling pathway. Gene Ontology annotation, cellular component: postsynaptic density membrane. Gene Ontology annotation, molecular function: adenylate cyclase inhibiting G protein-coupled glutamate receptor activity; G protein-coupled receptor activity involved in regulation of postsynaptic membrane potential. The transcript is spliced from 10 exons. The coding region runs from base 338 to 3961 and encodes 1207 amino acids. The record is from RefSeq and is a predicted model, not a curated record. Lineage: Eukaryota; Metazoa; Chordata; Mammalia; Pilosa; Megalonychidae.